CGACCCAGUCAAAGGUUUGAAGCAAAAGCCGCCUCACCAAAGCCGGGCGCGGAUAAAAUAUGGUACGUCUCCGGAUAUAUCCGAAACUUUCCCACGUUUGUGGAUUUUUGUGUUGGAGUCCGCAAGGCAUGCAUUAUUCUUCAUAAACUUACGUCUAUGCUCUCAAAGUCACGGAUACGCAUGUAAUUCCAAAUUCUGGCGUCACAUUGUCCGUGAAAUGUCUUUUCCUGUUCAGGGACUUCUAUCUGAACGUAAGAUUACGCCACACUGGUACUUGUGGCUUCAAAGGUUCAACAUCCUGCACCAAUGAGGACCAGCACAGACUCCCUUUUGCGUCGCAGAGAAAUCAAGACGUAGCUUUCAAAGCAAACAUGUUGCCCUUUUGGCUCGUCUUUCGAUGCAAUAGACACCAAGCCUGUGGUGUCCAUCCAAUGGAGGCUGUCAAGAUCUCACGGGUUAAUUGAAUUGUGAGCCCGUUGCACCCGGACAAUUGCCAUGUACAGUCUUUUUUUCCUCGGACUAUUCGCUCAGAAGCAUCAGACAUCAGGUAUCAUGCAGGUGUUCAAACGUCCAUCGGUGACUUGCAUAUAAUCCUGCGGUUCGCUCGUUCGAUAUAUCUUCCUACCUUCUGUUCAGAUUGUUUGAGGCUAGAACCAUCCCAAGAUGAGUGCCCAGCCUAUAUCCACUCCGGAAGCAUUUGGUCUUGGGGGAAUCGCUGCUUGCAUGGCGGUGACGGUAUCGAAUCCAGCCGAAGUAGCGAAAACACGCCUCCAGUUGCAAGGCGAACUGGCAAAAAAUGGUGGUGUAAAGGUGUACAAGAACACUCUAGAUGUUCUUGUCAAAACUGCUCGCAAUGAAGGGAUCGCAGGCGUUCAGAGGGGUCUCGCACCAGCAUAUAUAUACCAGAUACUGGUCAAUGGAGCACGGUUAGGGUUCUACGAACCUUUCAGGCAAUCUCUGAACCGAUUCGCGGGUUUAUCGCUGAAAGAGCAGACGACCAUCACAUCUACACUGGCCGGUGCGAGUAGUGGUGCUGUUGGAGCAUGUCUCGCGAACCCGCUGUUUUUGGUGAAGGCACGGAUGCAGGCAUAUUCUCCUUCUCUACCCGUGGGGACUCAGCAUCGCUAUAAGGGCUGGUUCGACGCACUUUCUAGCAUAUUCCGAGCAGAGGGCGUGCGAGGGCUAGCAAGGGGGAUGGAUGCUGCAGUCCUGAGAACAGCCAUGGGAUCGUCGGUACAAUUGCCAUCAUACGGCUGGACGAAGAACAAAUUAGUGGCCCAUGGGAUCCUGCCGGCCGAUAGCUUCUGGACAUACUUGGUUAGCAGCUCCGUAUCAGGGAUCUGUGUGCUAACGGUGAUGCAGCCAACGGAUACGACAUUGACACGCAUGUACAACCAACCCACCAAGCGAUUGUCAAACGGGAAGCACGUGGGAGUUUUGUACAAGAAUCCCAUUGAUUGCUUGUGGAAGAUUCUCAAGACCGAGGGACCUCUGGGCUGGUACAAAGGGUCCACGGCACACUUCCUCCGCAUAACUCCCCAUACAAUCAUUACCCUGACAGCGAAUGAUAUGAUCAUCGGCAUGUACAAAAAUGCGUGCUUCAGUUAGAAUAUAGUGUAGAGCGUGUCGUAUAUCAUGAUACAGCUACACAGUAGUUUAUAACAUCCAGAAGCGAGACAUGGCGUUAGGAAACGCAGUGAGAACGGUGAGAAUGUAGUUGAAGACAACAAGGCGACAACGAGGUCCUACAAUCUCCAAAAGA
This is a messenger RNA of Somion occarium, 1762 nucleotides long. The record is from the annotation of a GenBank genome assembly. NCBI's taxonomy places the organism in Eukaryota, Fungi, Basidiomycota, Agaricomycetes, Polyporales, Cerrenaceae.